Messenger RNA from Hypomesus transpacificus, 1443 nucleotides. RefSeq names its product F-box only protein 24-like. Bases 19 to 1443 code for a protein of 474 amino acids. The record is from RefSeq and is a predicted model, not a curated record. Lineage: Eukaryota; Metazoa; Chordata; Actinopteri; Osmeriformes; Osmeridae. The transcript is spliced from 7 exons.
GACACCCAGAGCCUGCUGAUGCAGCGUCUGUCUCCCGGUGGCUCCAGGGGGAGUCCCCCGUACUUCCCGGGCAGCGUGAUGCGGGCCAGCGCCCCACCCCAGGCCCUGGGCUACCGGCGGGCGCUGCCCACCAAGGACCACCAGCUGCUGUGGGACCAGCAGGGCACCAUCUUCCUGCUGAGCAACGCAGACCCGGCCCUCAGGCCACAGGGCUUCCCCACCGGGCGCCUGGAACACCACAGCUCCAGCCACGUGCUCUGCCAGGGCGCCAAAGACUUUUCCGUGGACCCCCGUAGUGACGUCUCCUGCCGCAAGUACAUCUACGUCCUGGUGACCCGCUCCAGCCCCGCCCCCCUGGGCUCCGAGGGCCCGCCCACGCGCUGCGAUUGUGUGGAGGUCUACCAGCAGGACAUCAGGACCAAGGUGUUUCGCAUGACCUUUCACCCCUCCCUCAGCUUCACCCAGAUCCGCGUCAUGGGCUCCGAGGCCCACAGGACUCUGCUGCUGCUCACUGCCACAGGGAAGGUGUACGCUCUCUCGGUGAACGAGACCCAGCUCACCACACCACCCUCCUACACGGUGCAGCUGGCCCUGAGGAAGGUCAGCACCUCUCUGCCCCAGCUGCCCAUCACUCAGAUCCACACCAGCUGCAGGAGCGCCCUCUACCUGACCGUGGAAGGUUCAGUCUUCAUGGAGGUGCACUCUCCAGGUGUGUACCACACCCUGUUUGGAACCCAGCUGGGCUACGAUCCCUGUGACAUCCAUGUUCCUCUGCCCCUCCGUCUGCCCUUUAAGGUGGUGAAGUGCUCUCUGGGACUGAGCCACCUCUGUCUGCUGGAUGACUGUGGGCGCAUGUUCAUGCAAGGGAGCAACCGCUACGGUCAGCUUGGCACCGGAGACAAGAUCGACCGUGGACAACCCACCCAGGUGUGUGUGUGUGUUCGGGUGGUGCUGUCUCUGAUUCCAGUGGAUGUGUGGUGUGGUCUGAACCACUCCCUGGUCCUGCUGCAGGCGGAGUCAGGCUCCAAGGAGGUGCAAGGGUGUGGGUGUGGAGCGGGAGGCCGUCUGCCCGGGUGCUGCAAGGGCAGCGCCGUGUUCGUCAAGCUGAGCGUCAUGGUGCCCCGCACCACCCGUUCCAUCUGCUCGUCCCAGGACCUCCUCUACCUGCUCACCUGCCACGACGUCGCAGAAACCCCUCUCUUCAGCCGGCCUCAGCACCCAAUCCAGCUGGCGGAGCGGGAGGCCAGCGAGGAGAAGGCCGUCCUGCAGAGACAGCUGUGCCUGAUGAAGAGCAAGGGCCCCAGCGCCGCCGUUGGAAUGAAGAUGUUGCAGGACGCAGUGCAGAACCUCAUGACCCUGUUGAACCCAAUCCACCGCAACUUCCUGGUCGAUGCUCUGGGUCUCAUCCAGAAAGCUUCCGAUAAAAAGCCACUGGAAUCAUAG